Messenger RNA from Solea senegalensis (Senegalese sole), 378 nucleotides. Its product is annotated as EF-hand calcium-binding domain-containing protein 10-like. Bases 1 to 378 code for a protein of 125 amino acids. The record is from RefSeq and is a predicted model, not a curated record. Lineage: Eukaryota; Metazoa; Chordata; Actinopteri; Pleuronectiformes; Soleidae. The transcript is spliced from 3 exons.
AUGGAUGCAGAGAUGAUGGCAACACAGAGAGAACAAGACACUGCUGAAUAUCUUGAAAAACACAAAAUAAUUGAACUCAUGGACAAUAUGACCAGCAUGCUCUUCUUUUACAGGCCUGAUAAACCCAGAGAGUUUCUUAUUGAGCAGCUGGAACAGCUGAAGAGUUCCAAACGGAGUGGUAUGAAAGGGCCAAAUUUGUUUGACGACUCCAACCUGAACGCAGUCUUCGGAAUACUGGACCCCACUAAUCAGAACUACAUCACUUUUGCACAAUACAAGCAAGCACUGCUCACACUGGGCAUUAAGGACAUCAAUGAAUGUCCUGAAGGUGUCGGUGAAGACCGAAUAUCCAACAAGACAUUCAAAACAGAAGCGUAA